Messenger RNA from Aspergillus steynii IBT 23096, 4150 nucleotides. Its product is annotated as decapping enzyme complex catalytic subunit DCP2. Lineage: Eukaryota; Fungi; Ascomycota; Eurotiomycetes; Eurotiales; Aspergillaceae. Gene Ontology annotation, molecular function: manganese ion binding; protein binding; 5'-(N(7)-methylguanosine 5'-triphospho)-[mRNA] hydrolase activity. Gene Ontology annotation, cellular component: P-body; cytoplasm. The record is from RefSeq and is a predicted model, not a curated record. The transcript is spliced from 4 exons. Gene Ontology annotation, biological process: nuclear-transcribed mRNA catabolic process, nonsense-mediated decay; deadenylation-dependent decapping of nuclear-transcribed mRNA. Bases 299 to 4057 code for a protein of 1252 amino acids.
AAAGAGUUGACUCGCUCUCAACUCCUGACCUGCUCUCGUUUGCGACUUCCCAGAGUCUGCUGCGCCGACCGACACCCCGUGGGUUUGCUCUCAGAUCACGGUUUCCAUUUUUCCUUUCAGCCACGGCUCGCUUCAGGGUUGGCGCUUCUGCCAAGCACCCUUCCUGGAAGCUGCAUCAUCGCUGCGCUGUCCCCUCCAAACGCGCGCUCGCUCUCGACUCACCUCUCCACGCUCCUGGUCUCGGGGGUGCUGUGCUCAACACCCGGUUACGUUGAAAUGCUAGAGUACGCCGGACAGUAUGACCGAAACAAAUAUGAAGUUGGAAGAUUGGCUGGAUGACUUGUGUGUCCGGUUCAUCAUUAAUCUACCCCGCGAAGAAUUGGAAUCCGUCGAACGCAUCUGUUUCCAGGUGGAAGAAGCGCAAUGGUUUUACGAGGAUUUCAUCCGGCCGUUGGACCCGGCGCUUCCCUCGCUGUCGCUCAAGGCGUUUGCGCUGAGAAUUUUUCAACAUUGCCCGCUCAUGUCGCAAUGGUCUCACUAUCACCACAUCACGGCCUUCUCGGAGUUCUUGGCCUACAAGACCCGUGUGCCCGUCCGCGGAGCCAUCCUGCUGAACUCGGACAUGGAUGAGGUGGUGCUGGUCAAGGGCUGGAAGAAGGGUGCCAAUUGGAGUUUCCCACGCGGAAAAAUCAACAAGGACGAGAAGGACCUGGACUGCGCUAUCCGCGAGGUCUAUGAGGAGACGGGCUAUGACGUUCACGAAGCCGGGCUAGUCAAGGACGAGAAGGAUGUCAAGUUCAUCGAGAUCACCAUGCGAGAACAGCACAUGAGGCUGUAUGUCUUCCGAGAUGUGCCUCGCGAUGCGCACUUUGAGCCUCGUACAAGAAAGGAGAUCAGCAAGAUUGAAUGGUAUAAGUUGUCGGAACUGCCGACGUUGAAGAGGAGCAAACAACAGGACCAAGGAUUUGCGGUCGCGAAUGCGAACAAAUUCUACAUGGUCGCCCCGUUUAUGCACCCGCUCAAGAAAUGGAUCGCCCAGCAGAAAAGACUCGAUCCGAAGACUCACGUCAGCACCAAGCAAGCGUUGCAGGUUGAAGCGGAGAUGUCGAUGGACGAAUCUCUCGCUGCUCAUAAUGUUAUGACGCCAGAUCAAGCGCCUGUGGAGAUGGCUGCUCCGAGCACAUUACCCGAAGUUACAUCCCCUCAGGAUGCGUCGGUUCAUUUGAAGCGUCUUCUGAACAUCAAUGCUGCGGCGGUGUCGCAAGAUCCUGCUUCCCUUGUGCAACCACCGCAGGCUUCCGGCCCCGACCCCUCAAAGUCAAAUGCUCUGUUGGAGCUCCUCAGGAGUGGUUCUUCUCGUGGACCCGCGCCGCAAGCCUCUUCAAGUUACGAGCAGACAUCACCGCCGCACGUUACAGCGGGAGCUGCUCCCUCGCAACGUCAACCCUAUCCAGCUGCGCCCUUAUUUCCGGGUUUCCCCCAGGACCAAUAUCACGGACUUGAUAAACUGCCACCACACAUACCCACUCCGCCGCAGCAUGGACCGAUUCCUCACCUGCCACCUGGCGCCGCUCCUCAAAUGAACCCGCGUGUGCCUCCUGGUGUCAUUCCCCAAGGAUUCUCCAUGAGCCCUCGGGGUCCAUUGCCAGGACGCCAGGAGAUCCCAGAUUUCGCACAUCGUCCGCAUCCCGCACAACAUUAUCCCGAAGCCGGUCACGCCUCGGCCCCCUACCAGCGGACUGGAGACCCUCAAUUUUCUCAGCAAGCGCAGCCUACUCAUGUUCAAGGAGCUACUGUGCCUCAUGCCAGUAAGCUGCCGCCGCCCAAACUCACAAGCCAUUCUUUGGCGCUUUUGAAUGUUUUCAAGGAUGAGAAGACAAGAACUCCCAAGACUCCCAAAGCCACUCUGGCAUCAACUUCAGAGACGGCACCCCUCGGCGGCCGCAAAUCAUCACAACAUCAAGACCAGUUGUUGAGUCUUCUCAAAGGUUCGCCUGGCGCGCCCGUUGCGCCCGCUCCCGCCGCUCCCGAUCCGGUGGAAUUGUCAGCUCACUCCGUCUCUCCCUCUCGCAAACAAAUUCUUCAGCGCCCUCGUGAUAACAACAGGCCCCAGUCGCCCGCAACUCAUGCCAGGUCACCUGCUCCGGCGCCCAGCGCGUACGCUCCAAAGCAGACUCCCAAGAAAGCACAAAAUGGCUCGAAUCGGAAGACGAAUAAGGAAAGAAAAUCGCAAAAUCUUUCUUCGCCGAUAACCAUAUUGCCCAGGCCACAGAGUGCCAAGAAAGACCACACGCCCACAUCAGUGGCAGCGACCCAGUCCUCACGGAACUCCUCUCGAUCCCGCCCAGACCAGAAGACAAGAACCCCAGAACCGUCUAAGCCAUUCCAGCCUCAAAUCCUUCGCCGCUCUGACAAUCUUGACAACAUCCUUCCGGUACGAACGAAGGGUACUCCCGACCCGGAACAAAGCGGUUCAGGCCAAGAAUCUAAGCUUCAAGGGGACUACGAGCGUCGCCCAAGUCAGAAUCCGUCCCAGAGGGAGACUCUGCUCUCUCUUUUCGGCAAAGCAGGUGCUUCUCCUGGGUCAUCCCCAGCAGAGCAACUUAAUAUUCAGACGGCGGUUCCGAAAACCUCGGGGAGUUCCCCCGUUGUCAGCCCCCUCUCGCCUCUCAACCAGCCUCCCGGAACUACAACACACCCCGGGGCAGCAAACUUGGAUAUCAACGCCAGCAGAGUUGCCACUGUAUGUGCCCGCUGUCUAAGCCGCGGUCGGCUGUUCUCGACAACCGCACCGUCUCGUGCCUCGCAGAAGAACGAUGCCCUUCCUGCCUCCCCGCCGACAACUGGCUACUCGCGACUCACGAACCGGGGCCUGAUCUCGAUCUCAGGCGUCGACAGCACAACCUUUCUACAGGGCCUGAUCACGCAGAACAUGCUUGUCACUAACGACCCGAAUCGCGCAACCCGCCACACGGGCUCCUAUACCGCCUUUCUCAACUCCCACGGCCGAAUCCUCAACGAUGCAUUCCUCUACCCGCUGCCGGAGACCGGGGCGUCUGCGUCCGAAGACCCCGCGUGGCUCAUCGAAGUCGACAAGAACGAAGUCCCCAGCCUCAUGAAACACCUCAAGAAGCACAAACUCCGCGCGAAGCUGAAGCUGCGCGCGCUCGACGACGGGGAACGCACCGUCUGGUCGUCCUGGAAGGAGCACACCGAGCCCCGCUGGGCCGCAUAUAACCUGGAAUCGCCCGCCUCGUCGCCCUUCUCCGCCUCCUCCCCCGUCGCAGGCUGCGUCGAUACCCGGGCCCCGGGCUUCGGGUCCCGUAUCAUCACGCCUGGCGCGGAGGACCUCCGGGCCCAUCUCCCGGACGAGACGCACGUGGCGGGCGAGGAGGUGGAUCUGGGAUCGUAUACGGUGCGGCGCAUGCUUCAUGGCGUGGCUGAGGGCCAGGCGGAGAUUAUUCGGGAGUCGGCGCUCCCCAUGGAAAGCAACAUGGAUAUGUCGCGGGCCAUCGAUUUCCGCAAGGGCUGCUAUGUGGGCCAGGAACUCACCAUCCGUACCCAUCACACUGGUGUGGUGCGGAAGCGCAUCUUGCCCGUCCAGCUGUAUGCGGCUGACCAGGACGCUGUUGAGACUGGUGAAUUCCCUGUCUAUGAUCCUUCCGUCCAGCUGCCCCUACCCCCGAGUGGGUCCAACAUCUCUAAAGUCAGUGCACGGAGAGGUCGCAGCGCAGGGAAGUUCCUCGGUGGCGUCGGAAACAUUGGCCUCGCGUUGUGUCGCUUGGAAAUGAUGACUGAUAUCGCGCUCACUGGCGAAGGGACUCAAUACACUCCCGGGCAAGAGUUCAAGGUGUCGUGGACCGGGGAGCAGGAAUCGACCGAUGCCCAGGAGUCGGGAGAAGUGAAGCUCAAGGCCAUCGUGCCAUCUUGGACUAGAGAGUUCAUUUUCUCGGGUGGAGUGAGGAGCUCUCAUAGUAACCGUGGCGACGAGGGCCAUCGGGCUAGAGAUUUCGUGGAACAGCUGGGCGAAGAAGAGGAAGCCCGACGCCAUGAGUGAAGACUUGAUGUAUUAUCAUACCCUCCUGCGUGUAUAUAAUCGAUAAAAAUGAAAUGUAUUAUAGUUUAGAAGAGAUAUCAGGUGGUGAUUGCG